CGGCACGUUGCAGUCGGCACCUAGAGCAAAAAUGAUGCUCCUCAACCGCUCUGUGCAGGCCGCUUUCAGCGGCAAGGCCGCCCGCCCGGCCAAGUCCAACCGGACGCGCCUGGUAUGCCGCGCUGAGGAGAAGGCCGUCGCCAAGGUCGACCGGUCGAAGGACCAGCUGUACAUUGGCGCCUCGCAGUCGUCUCUGGCUUACCUGGAUGGCACGCUGCCGGGUGACUUUGGCUUCGACCCGCUCGGCCUGCUGGACCCCGUCAACUCCGGCGGCUUCAUCACCCCGCAGUGGCUGCAGUACAGCGAGGUCAUCCACGCGCGCUGGGCCAUGCUGGGCGCCGCCGGCUGCAUCGCUCCCGAGGUGCUGGGCAAGGCCGGCCUCAUCCCCGAGGCCACCAACAUUGCCUGGUUCCAGAGCGGCGUGAUCCCGCCGGCCGGCUCGUACGACGGCUACUGGGCUGAUCCGUACACCAUCUUCUUCAUCGAGAUCCUGGCCAUGCAGUUCGCUGAGCUGCGGCGCCUGCAGGACUUCCGCAACCCCGGCUCCAUGGGGCAGCAGUACUUCCUGGGACUGGAGGCGAUCUUCAAGGGCAGCGGCAACCCGGCGUACCCAGGCGGCCCCUUCUUCAACCUGUUCAACCUGGGCAAGACCGAGGCGGCCAUGAAGGAGCUCAAGCUCAAGGAGAUCAAGAACGGCCGCCUGGCCAUGCUCGCCAUGCUGGGCUACGGCGCCCAGGCCACCCUGACCCGCGAGGGCCCCUUCCAGAACCUGCUGGACCACCUGGCUGACCCCGUCAACAACAACAUCCUCACCAACUUCGGCAAGGUGUUUGGCAGCCAGUAAACGCGCAUGGGUAACGGAGCUUGUCCAGAGGCGGCAGUGGCAGCAACUAAGCAGACAGGCGGUUACAGCUUCCGUGGCCACUAUCCGCAUGGAGAGCUUGUCCGUCCGUCGUCUGCCUGGCGUUUUUGUGCGGCAGGAUUCAUCCGGCAGUACAGAUGGCUGCCGUACAGACUGCUGCUUCUCUUGGCGCUACUGCUGCUGAGUUGAUGCAUGGCAAUGAGGGAAUACCAGAGUAACAAACAUGAAGCAAUUUUCCCUGUGGGUGGUUAGGGAAGUUUUGGAGGGUCGACUGCGACAGCCUCCAGGGGUCCGCUGGCUUGGUUUGGCGUGUGUGGUUGCAAUGCAUGUCCUCCCACGCUCCUUGUCAUGCAUGGGAGGAGCUGUUGCAAGACGGUUUGUGGUGCUGUAGGUGCAAAGGGUGGGCAGAGGGCUAUAGGACCUGCGACCCGUACCGCACUACCACCGUGUUUAGGAGGGUAUCGUGCCGCUCGAACACCCUCACCCCGGGUGUGUCGAAUGGACGGACCUGUAAAACUGAGAAGAGAAUCAGCAUCUAUGUCGUACGGCAUAAGUUUUCAUCUGUAGUGUAUGUAUGGGUACACUCUCUGUAACGUGCAACGCAAC
Molecule: messenger RNA, 1468 nt
Organism: Astrephomene gubernaculifera
Lineage: Eukaryota; Viridiplantae; Chlorophyta; Chlorophyceae; Chlamydomonadales; Astrephomenaceae
Source: the annotation of a GenBank genome assembly